Zingiber officinale is the source of this 1110-nucleotide messenger RNA. RefSeq lists its product as uncharacterized. The transcript has 3 exons. The coding region runs from base 1 to 933 and encodes 310 amino acids. The record is from RefSeq and is a predicted model, not a curated record. Lineage: Eukaryota; Viridiplantae; Streptophyta; Magnoliopsida; Zingiberales; Zingiberaceae.
AUGACCUGCUACUCGGUUCCGCCUUGCCUGCCGGGUCGGGGCUGCGUCCACUACUUAGCUGAGCGGAUUGGCAGCUCGGCCUUCGCCCCUUCUUCGAGCUUUAUGAGCGUCGGAAACCCGGUGUUCGACCGAGCUGUCGAAGUGUCGAACCGACUACUACUCCUGCCGAUCGGGAAGGGGUCUGGCUCCGACGUGUACUUGGUCACCAUCCCAGUGCUCCUGGUGGUGUUUGGCGCCGAAGUGGGCAGCUUAAGUAGGGAGGAGCUGUGGCGGAAAGCUGUGGGAGGAAACAAGCAACGACCUCGCCACCGUGAUCGCCUUCUUCGCCGUCCUCACUGGUUCACCGUCUACUUCGUGUUCAAGCUGCGGCCCAUCUACCUCGUCGACUUCGCUUGCUUCCGUCCCUCCGACGAGUUGAAGGUAUUCGAACGAGGAGUUCAUGGAGCGGCAUGGCUAGGAAGACAGGAAGUCCGAGAAGUUAGACGAGGAGAGCCAGGCAUUCCAGUCGCGGAUCCCCAAUUCGUCAUGGAUCUGCAACGAGACGUACUUCCGCGGUCGGCCACGCAGAGGCGUCUGCUGCCAUGUUCUCCGCGCGCCCUGGACGAGCUCUUCGACAAGUGCCGCGUCUGCUCCCAAGGACGUUGGCGUCAACUGCAGCCUCUUCAACCCUACUCCAUCGCUCGUAGCCAUGGUCGUCAACAGCUACAAGAUGCGCGGCAACAUCCUGAGCUGCAACCUCGGCGGCAUGGGCUGCAGCGCCGGCGUACGUCAUCGCCCUCGACCUCGCCCGAGGCAUGCUGCAGGUCAACCCCAGCAACUACGCCGUCGUCGUCAGCACGGAGGCCGUCGCCGGCCUUCACCUGGUACACUGCUGCAACCGCUCCAUGCUCAUCCCCAACGUCUUUUUCCGCAUGGGCUGCUCGGCCGUGCUGAUCUCUGACCUCAGCUGCCCACUUACCCAGGGUCGUUGGCGGAUUCCUCUAUUCUGGUUCUUUCUUUUUCUCUUGCCCUAUUUAGAGGCACAUUUGAUCGAACCCUCAUAUGAUUCAUAAACGUUUAAUGAUGGAUCCCACAUGUCAUCCGAGUUGAUAUGUGGUGGGAUGUUUACCA